Dermacentor silvarum is the source of this 6015-nucleotide messenger RNA. Its product is annotated as titin-like. The record is from RefSeq and is a predicted model, not a curated record. Bases 1 to 6015 code for a protein of 2004 amino acids. NCBI's taxonomy places the organism in Eukaryota, Metazoa, Arthropoda, Arachnida, Ixodida, Ixodidae. The transcript has 4 exons.
AUGUCUGGCUCGCCGUCCCGACCGACCCCGCCGUCCAAGCCACAUUCGGUCAUCCAUGAGGGCGUCUCCAUCUCCGGGGUACGUGUGGGGUCGGUGCUGCAAGGGACGCGCAGCCAGGACCGCUGGCUCGCGCCGGGACGCCCUUGCCUGGGCGGCCACAUGUCGCCGGGCGGAGCGUUCGCGCUUAGCGCCUCCACCAGCCGGAGCAGCGGCAGCAACGCGGCCCUCCACAGGGCCCGCGGCGGCCGCAGCGAGCUGGCCGCCCAGGACAAAAUUGACGCCACGGGAAGCCGUUCUCCGCCAUCCCGCGAGCGCAGUGGCAGCAAAAUUCAAGCCUGGCGGAGCUUCAGCGCCGGCUCCUGCAACACAUGCUCGGGCGCCCAUGUGCGCGCCUGCAGGCGCGUCGUCAACAGCGGCAGUGAAUUCCAGUUCUCCCUAGCGAGCAGCAAGAGCCUCUCGAGCCCCGACAGAUCUGUGCUCUCUACCGCGUUUGAACCAGACGACGUUAGCAUGCCGAGGCGCCAGGGCUCAACGCUGUCGGUGCACAUGAGUGCACCCAGAUCACCCGCCGGCUCCGUGGAGUACGCCUGCGCCGUCUCGCCUCCGAGCGGAGCAAACAUAUUGCCGGGCUCGCCGCUCAGGAAGCCCGUCCUGGAGACGAAGGUGAGCGCCAGGGUUGUCACGACCACUGUAGAGAUGACGCCGCGAGCGCACACCAGAGCCGUUAUGCAACGAAGGUCCAGUAUCCCCACGGGGACGUCCAGCGAAGUGCUCAAGACAGAUAAACGAGAGGGCCAAGGUCGUCGCUCCGUAACAUUCACGGAUGGCAACUUAGUGGCGACGGUACCGGAAACCAGCGUACGCGACGGCGCCGCAGCCGCCGUUCCGGAGUCGAAAUCUGAGCAGCCUCAUGAUGAUAGUAGAUUAUCGGAGCCGAAGACAGUGCAGCCGCAGCAUUCGGAGCCUCGGCUUGGACCCCCAGUGGCCGAAGCCCAGGGGACAGUGCCCGAGCCAUCAACAGCGGCACUUCUGAAACCAUCAUUCGAGCCUUCUGAGCUCACCAGCCCACGCGAAAGCGCCGCAGCCGCCAUUCCGGAGUCGAAAUCUGAGCAGCCUCGUGAUGAUAGCAGACUAGUGGAGCCGAAGAUGGUUCAGCCGCAGCAACCGGAGUCUCUUCUUGGACCGCCAGUGGCCGAAGCCCAGGAGACAGUGCCUGAGUCAUCAACAGAGGCACUUCUGAAACCAUCAUCCGAGCCCUCCGAGCUGAUCAGCCCACGCGAAAGCGACGCAGCCGCCAUUUCGGUGUCGAAAUCUGAGCAGCCUCAUGAUGAUAGCGGACUAGUGGAGCCGAAGAUGGUUCAGCCGCAGCAACCGGAGCCUCUUCUUGGACUCCCAAUGGCCGAAGCCCAGGGGACAGUGCCUGAGCCAUCAACAGAGGCACUUCUGAAACCAUCAUCCGAGCCCUCGGAGCUGACCAGCCCACGCGAAAGCGCCGCAGCUGCCAUUCCGGAGUCGAAAUCUGAGCAGCCUCAUGAUGAUAGCGGACUAGUGGAGCCGAAGAUGGUUCAGCCGCAGCAACCGGAGUCUCUUCUUGGACCGCCAGUGGCCGAAGGCCAGGAAACCGUGCCUGAGUCAUCAACAGAGGCACUUCUGAAACCAUCAUCCGAGCCCUCCGAGCUGACCAGCCCACGCGAAAGCGCCGCAGCCGCCAUUCUUGAGUCGAAAUCUGAGCAGCCUCAUGAUGAUAGCGGACUAGCGGAGCCCAAGAUGGUUCAGCCGCAGCAACCGGAGCCUCUUCUUAAACCCCCAGAGGCCGAAGCUCAGGAGACAGUACCCGAGCAAUCAACAGAGGCACCUCUGAAACCAUCAUCCGAGCUCUCCGAUCUGACUGAAGGCACGGAAAUGCCCCUAGUUCCAUUAACCGAGGGUAAAGGCCCUACUGUCGCGUCGAAGCGUCGCCGGGACCUCCCGUCAGGGCAUACAGCGGCAAUGGCUCUGGUGUUACAAGACGAGUCUGAGGAAGACGCCACUCAACGUGCUGCAAAGUCUCAGCCGCCUCCGGCAGAAGUUGCCGUUAUGAAAGAAGUGCCGAAUACAGAAGUACCAGCGGAGGAGUAUUACGCUUCGGCUCCUGCCGUUAAAAUUGGGCAACUCGACUCUGAGCCGGAAUACCAGCCGACAGACCUCCUCAGCAGGCAUGAUCAAGACAAAACUGAAGCUACAGACGUGGUUAUUACCUCACCUCUAUUGUCAACAGACCAGCUCCAAAGCCGGCAAGAAAGGCAGAAGCUGGACGCAUCAGCACUUGUCGAAAUUUGCAAGGCUGAUAGAUCCAUUCGCGCCGCGCAUGACGAAACUUCUCAGAAAACUCCGAUUUUUGCAGGACCUCUUUUCGGGCCUGAAGAAGAAGAAAUACCCGAAGAAACUACAAAGACAGCCCUUAGUUCAACAACGUUCGCAGAGACAUCACCAAGUCGCCAACUAAAGUCCGAAGAAGGAAAGGAAUCUGUGCAAGGAGUCGAACCCCAAUCAUUUGAAAUUCAGACAUCAGUGAAAGGUUCAGCUCACAUAGAAAAACUUGAUAAUGAAGUUGAGGCUGAAGCUAAACGUAACCAACUAAUUUCUUCUCAAACUGAAGAGCCUUCACUAGCAUGUGAAGUUGCUGCAGCAGUGGAAAAUCAGGCCCGCGAGGAAGCCACAUUUCCAAGUGCAGCUCAGGUGGAAACUAAAGCGCCGGUUGAGGCUACUGCUGCGGAAGAAAGAGGUCAGCCGGAAGCUAAAGCAGAUAUUCAGCCACCUGAAAUUACGGACGACCUUUCACUUCAACCAAGGACGACAGCAGGGCUAAUUGAAGGGGACAGCAUGAAUACGGAACAUGCGAAGCCCGAUGAAACCAAACCAACAGCGGAAGGGCCAGUUGCCGCACCUUGUCCCUUAGCCGAUAUAUCUGAGGAUACCAAAGCCUUAGUUGAAAUAGCUGAACCUCAAGCAGAAGCCAAAAUGACGGAGGAAAUUCAGGCACGCACUGAAGAAGCAGCACCAGCAGCAGCCGAAACUGCAGGUCAGAUCGAAACUAAACCGGCUGUUGAGGCUACUACUGUAGAAGAAAGAGGUAUGCCGGAAGCGAAAGCAGAUAUUCAGCCACCUGGAAUUACGGGCGACCUUUCCCUUCAACCAAGGGUGACAGUAGGACUAAUUGAAGGGGACAGCGCGAUUACGGAACAUACGAAGCCUAAAGAAACCAAACCAACAGCGGAAGGACCAGUUGCCGCACCUUGUCCCUCAACCGAUAUAUCUGAGGAAAACAGAGCCUUAGUUGAAGUAGCUGAACCUCAAGCAGAAGCCAAAAGGACUGAGGAGAUGCAGGUACCUUCUCCCUUAACCGAUAUAUCUGAGGACAUCAAAGCCUUAGUUGAAGUAGUUGAACCUCAAGCAGAAGCCAAAACGACGGAGGAAAGGCUAGCACUUACUGAAGAAGCAGCACCAGCAGCCGAAACUGCAGCUCAGGUCGAAACUAAACCUGCUGUUGAGGCUACUGCGGCAGAAGAAAGACGUGAGUCGGAAGCGAAAGCAGAUAUUCAGCCACCUGAAAUUACGGAAGACCUUUCCAGCACGCUUGCGGAACAUGCGAAGUCUGAAGAAAACAAAUCAACAGCGGAAGGGCCAGUGGCCCCACCUUGUUCCUUAGCCGAUAUAUCUGAGAGUAGCAAAGCCUUAGUUGAAGUAGUUGAACCUCAAGCCAAAACGACCGAGGAAAUUCAGGCACCAACUGAAGAAGCAGCACCACCAGCCGAAACUGCAGCUCAGGUCGAAACUAAACCUGCUGUUGAGGCUACUGCUACAGAAGAAAGAGGUGAGCCGGAAGCGAAAGCAGAUAUUCAGCCACCUGAAAUUACGGACGACCUUUCCAGCACGCUUGCGGAACACGCGAAGCCUGAAGAAACCAAAUCAACAGCGGAAGGGCCAGUUGCCCCACCUUGUCCCUUAGCCGAUAUAUCUGAGGAUACCAAAGCCUUAGUUGAAGUAGCUGAACCUCAAGCAGAAGCCAAAAUGACGGAGGAAAUUCAGGCACGCACUGAAGAAGCAGCACCAGCAGCAGCCGAAACUGCAGGUCAGAUCGAAACUAAACCGGCUGUUGAGGCUACUACUGUAGAAGAAAGAGGUAUGCCGGAAGCGAAAGCAGAUAUUCAGCCACCUGGAAUUACGGGCGACCUUUCCCUUCAACCAAGGGUGACAGUAGGACUAAUUGAAGGGGACAGCGCGAUUACGGAACAUACGAAGCCUAAAGAAACCAAACCAACAGCGGAAGGACCAGUUGGCGCACCUUGUCCCUCAACCGAUAUAUCUGAGGAAAACAGAGCCUUAGUUGAAGUAGCUGAACCUCAAGCAGAAGCCAAAAGGACUGAGGAGAUGCAGGUACCUUCUCCCUUAACCGAUAUAUCUGAGGAUACCAAAGCCUUAGUUGAAGUAGUUGAACCUCAAGCAGAAGCCAAAACGACGGAGGAAAGGCUAGCACUUACAGAAGAAGCAGCACCAGCAGCCGAAACUACAGCUCAGGUCGAAACUAAACCUGCUGUUGAGGCUACUGCGGCAGAAGAAAGACGUGAGUCGGAAGCGAAAGCAGAUAUUCAGCCACCUGAAAUUACGGAAGACCUUUCCAGCACGCUUGCAGAACAUGGGAAGUCUGAAGAAAACAAAUCAACAGCGGAAGGGCCAGUGGCCCCACCUUGUCCCUUAGCCGAUAUAUCUGAGAGUAGCAAAGCCUUAGUUGAAGUAGUUGAACCUCAAGCCAAAACGACCGAGGAAAUUCAGGCACCAACUGAAGAAGCAGCACCAGCAGCCGAAACCGCAGCUCAGGUCCAAAGUAAACUUCUUGUUGAGGCUACUACUGCAGAAGAAAGAGGUGAGCCGGAAGCCAAAGCAGAUAUUCAGCCACCUGAAAUUACGGAUGAGCUUCCACUUCACCCAAUGGCGACGGGAGGGCUACUUGAAGGGGACAGCACGAUUACGGAACAUGCCAAGCCUGAAGAAUGCAAAGCCACAGUGGAAGGGCCAGUUGCCCGACCUUCUCCCUUAACCGAUAUAUCUGAGGAUACCAAAGCCUUAGUUGAAAUAGUUGAACCUCAAGCAGAAGCCAAAACGACGGAGGAAAUGCAGGCACACACUGAAGAAGCAGCACCAGCAGCCGGAACUGCAGCUCAGGUCGAAACUAAACCUGCUGUUGAGGCUACUGCUGCCGAAGAAAGAGGUGAGCCGGAAGCGAAAGCAGAUAUUCAGCCACCUGAAAUUACGGAUGAGCUUCCACCUCACCCAAUGGCAUCGGAACGGCUACUUGAAGGGGACAGCACGAUUACGGAACAUGCCAAGUCUGAAGAAGGCAAAACAACAGCGGAAGGGCCAGUUGGCGCACCUUGUCCCUUAGCCGAUAUAUCAGAGGAGAACAAAGCCUUAGUUGAAGUAGCGGUACCUCAAGCAGAAGCCAAAGCGAUUGAGAAAGAUCGAGCACAUACUGAAGAAGCAGCACCAGCAGCCGAAACUGCAGCUCAGGUCGAAACUAAACCUGCUGUUGAGGCUGCUGCUGCAGAAGAAAGAGGUGAGCCGGAAGCCAAACCAGAUAUUCAGCCACCUGAAAUUACGGAUGAGCUUCCACCUCACCCAAUGGCGACGGGAGGGCUACUUGAAGGGGACAGCACGAUUACGGAACAUGCCAAGCCUGAAGAAUGCAAAGCCACAGUGGAAGGGCCAGUUGCCCGACCUUCUCCCUUAACCGAUAUAUCUGAGGAUACCAAAGCCUUAGUUGAAAUAGUUGAACCUCAAGAAGAAGCCAAAACGACGGAGGAAAUGCAGGCACACACUGAAGAAGCAGCACCAGCAGCCGGAACUGCAGCUCAGGUCGAAACUAAACCUGCUGUUGAGGCUACUGCUGCCGAAGAAAGAGCACGAUUGCGGAACAUGCGAAGCCUGAAGAAACCAAAUCAACAGUGGAAGGGCCAGUUGCCCCACCUUGUCCUGUAG